Molecule: messenger RNA, 2202 nt
Organism: Aethina tumida (small hive beetle)
Lineage: Eukaryota; Metazoa; Arthropoda; Insecta; Coleoptera; Nitidulidae
Gene: Pak3
Product: serine/threonine-protein kinase PAK 2
Exons: 2
Coding region: 228-1691 (487 amino acids)
Biological process (GO): regulation of axonogenesis; regulation of MAPK cascade; protein phosphorylation
Cellular component (GO): cytoplasm
Molecular function (GO): ATP binding; protein serine/threonine kinase activity
Source: RefSeq, a predicted model, not a curated record
UAAUCAGGAAUAUUGUAGAUAGAUUAUAUGCUGUCUGUUCUGUGAUUUGGUUAUAUUGUCUGACCACCUAGUUAUAUUUUUGUUGCCAACUUCGCUCUUAUUAACCAAAACUAACUAGACUUAGUUAGGGUGUGUGUGAUUUUAUUUUUUUUAUUUAGCUCUUUAUUUUAUUUUUCUUAGUUAUGUUUAACUAACAACUACAAUACUGUUCUAACAAAGUGAUCAAGAUGAGUUGGUGGUCGAAGAUAAAACCCAGUAAAAAGGACGAUGCGAGUAUCAGCAGUUCAAUAGCGGUAAUAGGACUACCAACAAACAUAAAACAUGAUAUACAUGUUACAAUGAAUGAGAAAGGUGACUUCGAAGGACUGCCUUCAGCAUGGAUCAAACAGAUUGAAAAUCAAAUUAGUCGGGCUGAACAGGAAAACAAUCCGAGGGUUGUGAAGCAGGUUCUACAAUUUUACAACUACCGAAUGAAACAGGAUGCAGAAGGCCAAGGAUUCAAACCCAUUGUUACAGAGAAGGACAUUAAUGAGGAAACAAAGGCAAUAGACAAUUAUAUGCACUCAAAAGCUGCACACAAAAGCAGAGACUCUUUGAAUGAAGAUAGUCAAAAUAGAGAAACAAUCACCCCUACACGAUAUGAAAACUCCGACUCGACUGCGGUCAAUAAUAUGACGAAAACUCUAGAAAAUUUAUCAGUCCUUUCUGAAUAUGAAGAUUCUGAAGUAGCAGUUCGAGGCACAUAUGUUGUCGACCCAAUAGAGAAAGAUGUUAUGGUUCGCCGAAAAUCUUCAAUCACCGACGAAGAAUACAUGCGAAGAAUCAAAGCGAUCUGUAACCCAAGAGAUCCCUGCGACUUUUAUAAAAAGACCAAUGACUUGGGAAGUGGUGCUCAAGGUACCGUGUUUUCGGCCACGGAUAUCCGGACUGGGCAAAUGGUGGCAAUAAAGGAUAUUGACAUGUUGAGACAACAAAAGAAGGAGCUGUUGCUCAGUGAGAUCGAGAUCAUGAAGAAUUUCAAACACAAGAAUCUAGUCAACUUUCUGGACGCGUUCGUGGUGACUGAUCACCUGUGGGUCGUGAUGGAGUUGCUCGAUGGUGGUCCGUUAACGGAUGUCGUCACCGAGACCAUCAUGAAAGAGGGGCAGAUAGCCGCAGUUUGUUACGAAGUCCUGCAGGCGAUCAGUUACCUUCAUAGUCAGGGAACGAUACAUCGGGACAUAAAGUCCGAUAAUAUACUGCUCAGUAUGGAUGGGAGUGUAAAAGUAACAGAUUUUGGUUUUUGUGCCAACGUUAGUGGCAAUGAAUUGCGCGAGACAAUGGUAGGUACACCCUAUUGGAUGGCACCUGAGGUUGUUACCAGACAGAAGUACGGCAAGAAAGUGGACAUUUGGAGUUUGGGUAUCAUGAUUGUCGAGAUGGUGGACGGUGAACCGCCCUAUUUAAGGGAGUUACCUAUUAGGGCGCUCUACCUUAUAACUUCCAUCGGUAGGCCGAGGAUUAAUAGAUUAGAAUUUCUUUCACCUCAACUCAAGCAUUUCAUCAAUAUGUGCCUGGAAGUCGAUGUGGAUAAGAGAGCGACUGCAGAUGAGGCCUUAAAACAUCCGUUCCUCAGUCCUGAAAAUCGAAUGGAAUUAUCCACUUUAACACCACUUAUUAAAGCUGCAAAAAAGAUCUUACAUAAAAAUUAAAAUUGGAUAUCAAACACACAUUGCAACCAUUUUAUAUCAGAAUUUGAACAAAUGAAAUUUUAUUUUACAUGAUCAAAGCGGCUAAUUAUUAAAUUGUAAUUGACUGAACCAUGCAAAACAUUCCUUUUUUUAUUAACUUUAAUUUUUAGUUUAUCAUUUGUCAAAUUCUCAAUCUGUUUAAUGCUGUGUUGGUCAGUAUUUUUCCAAAUAACAUAUUAUCAGGACUGCAUUUAAAAUUUCUGACAAAACAUUUGUUAAUUUAAUAAUUUAUAAUAAGGUAGUUAUAUAAGUGGCAUUUGUACUAUCCGUUAUACCGUUUUUUAUAUGGAAUAUUUUUAUAACUUUAUACAAUUAUUAUAUGCUUUAUAAAAUGUAUCUAAGCAUAGGAAAAUUCAGUAUGCCAAAUAUUUUGAUUUGUAAACAAGUUAUGUAUGUUUAUUAUAAUGUUGCUCUGUACAUAUGUACAAAUUUUUAAAUAAACUUUAUUAUAUAAAAUAAAUAAUUAUUUAUG